Molecule: messenger RNA, 3823 nt
Organism: Anopheles arabiensis
Lineage: Eukaryota; Metazoa; Arthropoda; Insecta; Diptera; Culicidae
Gene: ClpX
Product: ATP-dependent Clp protease ATP-binding subunit clpX-like, mitochondrial
Exons: 7
Coding region: 537-2606 (689 amino acids)
Biological process (GO): protein folding; proteolysis; protein catabolic process
Cellular component (GO): mitochondrial matrix
Molecular function (GO): ATP hydrolysis activity; ATP-dependent protein folding chaperone; zinc ion binding
Source: RefSeq, a predicted model, not a curated record
AUAUCGCAGAGCGGAAAGUGAGCGGUAGUAGGAAGACGAAAGUCAAAUCGCGCCCGUGCUGUUCCGUGCAUUGCCCGUCCGUGCGAUUAUUGCCCUUCAGUUUUGUGCUGCUUUUGCUCUUCCCCACCUGGAUCGUCCAGCAGUUCAGCAGUUGGCCGUGCGUGAGUGUGUAUGCCGCAUAGUAGUUUCAGCGAAAACAGUAAAAUAUUCGGCCUAUCAGCGGUGACGGUAGCGGACCCACAGUGUUGAAUGGUAAACUCGGCUUAAAAAGAGUGGUUCUUUCGAACGAAAUUAACUGUGAAAACUCGUGGCAGCGUGUAGCGGAAGAGAAGCAGUUGACCGUGGCCCAGUAGUGCGUGAGAUAGUUGAUUAAAUUAAAACGUCAGUCAGGCGGACGGCCGGUGGGCAGCAGCAGGCAAAAGGAAAUCGGAUUACAGCCGUUUACGAAACCGGAACCGAUCGAGCGCGUCAGUGUUGUCGGAUCGUGCAAAGCUCUAAGGCCCUUUGUCUCGUGUUACGCCGUGUGGUUUGCCGAGAUGCGUAGCGUACGGAGCAGCUUCACCAUCGGGCGGUUGGCGAUCUAUCCCAAGAACUCAAACAUUCGCACUGGUUCGAUCUGUUUGGUAUCGUCCAACGCCUCCAGCAGCGGCUACCAGUUUUACCUGCACCAUCCACAAUGUAGCCUAACGACGCUUGCGGCCAGCAAUCCCGCCGUCACAGCGAGCGACCCAUCCCGGAGGACGAUCGGUAGCCACAGCGUGAAAGCGUGCCCUUCCUCCCCCGUGCUGCUCAGUACCGGGCCAACGGUCACACAGCGUAACGGGCGCCGCUCGUUUCAUCUUUCCGCGGUCUGUGAUAAAUCAUCAUCGAAGGAUGGUAGCAGCGGAAGCAACAACAAUAACCCGCCCGGUGGACCGGGUGGCAAUGGUAACGGCAGCAGCAGCACCACUACCGCUAGCGGAUCCGGUGGCUCGGUGGGAGCGGGAGGAAAGGACGGUGGCAAUGGCAAGGAGCCGCCGAACAAGAAGAACACACUGUCCUGCCCGAAGUGUGGCGAUCCGUGCACGCACGUGGAAACGUUUGUCAGCUCGACACGGUUCGUGAAGUGCGAAAAGUGUCACCAUUUCUUCGUCGUGCUGUCCGAGGUGGACUCGAAAAAGACGAUCAAAGAUACGGAGACGAAGGGGGCGCGAAAGCCGCCGCCACCGCCGAAGAAGAUCAUGGAGUAUCUCGACCGGCACGUCGUCGGCCAGGAGCUGGCGAAAAAGGUGCUCUCGGUGGCGGUGUACAAUCACUACAAGCGCAUCUAUCACAAUCUGCCGCCGCCGGCCUCGUCCGCCUCGAGCGCCCAGCAGCAGCAGCAGCAGCUGGAUUCGAUGUCGCGCAGCGGCGAUCUGCUGCACAUUUCCGGCAUCGGGCACACGAUGAUGAGCUCGGCCCCGUCCGAGGUGCCGCGGCCGCCGAUCGGGGCGGGUGGCGGCCACGGUGCGGGCUCGAGCGCGCACCAGCCCGGCUCGGAGCUGCUGGACAAGAAGACGCACGAGCUGAAGCUGGAGAAGAGCAACAUUCUUAUGCUGGGACCGACCGGGUCGGGCAAAACGCUGCUGGCGCAAACGAUCGCCAAGUGCCUGGACGUGCCCUUUGCCAUCUGUGAUUGUACGACGCUAACGCAGGCCGGUUACGUCGGCGAGGAUAUCGAAAGUGUGAUUGCGAAGCUGCUGCAGGACGCUAACUACAGUGUCGAGCGGGCGCAGACGGGCAUCGUGUUUCUGGACGAGGUGGACAAGAUCGGGGCCGUGCCCGGGAUCCAUCAGCUGCGCGAUGUCGGCGGCGAAGGCGUGCAGCAGGGCAUGCUGAAGAUGCUCGAGGGUACGAUCGUGAACGUGCCGGAGCGCAACUCGCCGCGAAAGCUGCGCGGCGAAACGGUGCAGGUCGACACGACUAAUAUUCUGUUCGUGGCGUCCGGUGCGUACACCGGUUUAGAUCGGCUGAUUGCGCGGCGUUUGAAUGAAAAGUACUUGGGCUUCGGCAUGCCGGCCAGCUCGUCGGAAGGACGCCGGGCAGCGCAAGCGUCCGCCUCGCCGAUGGAUAAUGAUCAAGUGGAGCGGGACGCCAAUCUGAAGAAAGUACAAGCGAAAGAUCUCGUCGAGUUCGGUAUGAUUCCUGAAUUCGUUGGUCGCUUCCCAGUUCUGGUGCCGUUCCACAGUCUCGACGUGGACAUGCUCGUACGCAUUCUUACCGAGCCACGAAAUGCUCUCGUGCCACAGUACAAGGCCCUGCUCGGUAUGGAUCAGGUUGAGCUCUCGUUCACCGAUGAAGCUCUGAAGCAGAUCGCGCAGCUGGCGAUGGAACGGCAAACCGGUGCACGUGGUCUACGCGCAAUUAUGGAAACGCUGCUACUAGAGCCAAUGUUUGAGGUACCCGGAUCGGACGUUAAGGGCGUACGCAUUACUGAGGAAAGUGUACGCGGUGCCGAACCGGUGUACGUACGCCGGGGAGAGUCCAGCACAUCGAGCAAGGACUCUACCGGGUCCGGUGAGGCAGGACACUCCGGCAGUAAUUCAUCGGAAGAAGAGGAAGCGACAAAGGUGCGCGUGAAGCAGUAAAAACAGGUAUGGGCAAGCAGGCAGGCAGGCAAUGGGAAGUGGGGUGCGGGCGCGUGCAAAAUUCUGACAGACAUCGUAACAACAACAACAACAAAAAUAACAUACAUUUUGCCCACAAUCGAUGGAUAAACGAAGCAAAUGUAUUUGUACAUACGAUUUUUCUUUCUCCUACGAAAGCGUUCCUAACUGUUUUGUUUGUUAUUCUGCGUUCCAUCGUGGUUUGUGGUUCGUUUGAAAGCCAUUUUUGGGUUUUUUUUUCUUUUGCUUUCCUUUUCAGUUUGACUCGACUUGUGUGCGAGAGUACUAUACUAACUUAUUGUUGUGCUGUUGAAUUGGAGAUUAAAACAAGUGUUCUUUUAAUCUAUGUGUAAUCAUGACGAUUUGUUUCUGCGUCACCCUGUUGCUCGCAAGUAUUCCUACGGCUUUUGGUACCAUUUAUUUUAAAAUGGCUUUUAACUUUCCCUUAAAUUGUAGAGUCAUAUGAUCGCGUGAUCGUUUCAUUAAACAAUCAAAGUGAAACCUCUCUCCCGCGACGACGAAUUACCUGCCACGGAAACAUUAAAAUCAAUCCAUUAGCACAGAGAGCAGAAUAUACACAAAAACAUAAGUCUAAACAAAACACAACAACUGUUACAUUGCUUUGACGCAUUGGAAAUUAUCCGCAUUUUUUGUUUGUUUGCGAGCGGUUUAAUUAUCCUAAAGGUACGCAAAACAAAAACUACAAAAUAGACAUGAAACUGUUAACGAAUCUUGAAAAUUAUAUGAACGGAACAGUCACUCUCGAUAGUGUAAAGAUGAAGCACGGGAAAUCGCCCAAUCCUGUUUAGGAAAAAAAACAAAAACAAAAAGCAGAUAACCCCCCUAACCUGCUGUUUGAUGCAGGCUGGGACAAAGGCUACCCCAUUUACGCAACGUAAAGUCUUUAAUUAUAUCUUUCAGCGUGCGAGAGAGCGUGAAUGAAAGUGUACGUGUAAUUAGUAUCGUGUAGAAGUGUAUCGGUUUUUUAGAGUAGGAUUUUUCAAAAUUCCUAAUUUUGUUUAUUAUUUCCCUCCUCCGACACCCCCCCCCCCCCCUACCCUUACACUCGUUCCUCAAUAAUGUUGUGCGUCGGUUAGGGACGAUUGUACUAUGCAAGUUGAUUAGGUGGUAAGUGAAUUUAAGCGUAAUAAAACACAGAUGCCCGCGAAACAGAACGUUUUCGCGUUAAAAAAGUGAAA